Messenger RNA from Calypte anna (Anna's hummingbird), 2130 nucleotides. RefSeq names its product inhibin subunit beta E (gene INHBE). The coding region runs from base 1 to 1062 and encodes 353 amino acids. Gene Ontology annotation, molecular function: cytokine activity; growth factor activity. The record is from RefSeq and is a predicted model, not a curated record. Gene Ontology annotation, cellular component: extracellular region. Gene Ontology annotation, biological process: BMP signaling pathway; SMAD protein signal transduction. NCBI's taxonomy places the organism in Eukaryota, Metazoa, Chordata, Aves, Apodiformes, Trochilidae. The transcript has 2 exons.
AUGGCAGCGCGAGGCGCGGUCCUGUGGCUGCUGCUGGCGGCGGUGCUGUGCGCGGCGGCGGAACCGCGCUGCCCGUCGUGUGCGGCGGGAGCCGAGCGGCGGCUGCUGGAGGAGGUGGCCAAGCGGCAGCUGCUGGAGAAACUGCGGCUCCGGGAGCGGCCGAGGCUCUCCCACGCCGUGCCCCGCGCUGCCGUGGCCCGCGCCCUGCGGCGGCUGCAGGCGGGAGGCGCCCGCCGGGGCCCCGACGGCGACGACGACGACGAGGAGCGGGCCUACGAGAUCAUCAGCUUCGCGGAGCCAGAGCCCAUGUCUCCCUCUGGCUUGGGGCUGCAGUUCCAGUUCAGCCGUCCACAAGACCAGGACAUUCACAUCCUGCGGGCUCAGCUUUGGCUCUACCUUCGAGUUCCCCGAGACCUGGUGUCCAGCCUCACCCUCAGAAUCUUCCUCGCUGGUGGGGAAGGUGAUUUGGUGGGUGGCAAUCGCACGCUGCUGAGUGAGAGGCGCCUGAGCUCUAAGGGCAGUGGCUGGCGUGCCUUCAGCCUCCUGCCUGCCCUGCAGAGGUUUUUUUUGGGAGAACGCAGGGCCCUGCGGCUGGAACUGGAGAGCCGUGGGGACAGGGGUGAUAUCAUGGCAAUAGUCGAUGCCAGCCGAUCCCAGCAGCCCUUCUUGGUGGCCGAGGCAAAGCUGCGGGAGCCGGGACACCGUGUGGCCAAGCGGAGCCUCCGCUGCAGCCAGAACUCCAACCUCUGCUGCCGCAGGGACUACUACGUGGAUUUCCGUGACAUCGGUUGGAAUGACUGGAUCAUUAAGCCCGAGGGCUACCAGAUAAACUACUGUGUGGGCCAGUGCCCCCUGCAUGUGGCAGGCAGCCCUGGGAUGGCCUCCUCUUUCCACACAGCUGUCUUCAACCUCGUCAAAGCCAACAACGUGCAGGCAUCGGGGCACUCCUGCUGCGUGCCCACGCGGCGCCGCCCGCUCUCCGUGCUCUACUUCGAUCGCAACAGCAACAUUGUCAAGACUGACAUCCCUGACAUGAUUGUUGAUGCCUGUGGCUGUAGCUAGGGUUUGGGUUGUACUGGAUGCACCCCCCCACCCCUCCCACUUCCCUGUCUCCAGAACUGUCUCUUGGGUGUUGGGGUGAGGGGAAGGGGGAGAGUGGGAGAAGGAGCAGGGAGAUGGAGUCAGACCGUGGUGCUUUGGAAAGGGUGGGAGAGGGUCUCAUCAGAAGGAGCAGGGGUUGGCUCCAGAUGGUAUCUGGGGAAGGGGUCUCUCUGGACAUGUGGGAUGGGGCCAAGGCCACAUCAGACUUCCUGACUCUGAGCCGUGGGUGGCUGCUGGCUCUGGGCAUCCAUGCCCUGACUGGCAACUUUCUUCUGGUCCCAAGUUGAUCCCACAUUUCUGGUGGUCAUGUUCCCCUCUGUGUGGGGUGAAGGGGCCCACAUCCUGAGUGUCUGGGACUCAGCCUCCUUGAGAACAGAGUGGGAUAUGGGAAAGAGUCUGUUUCUUCCAAGUGGGAAACCUGAGGAUGAUGCAGUCCCACUUUUCUCCCCUAAUGCAAUAAACCUUCCUUGAUCAAAUUUUGGCCUGUUGGUGACAGGUGGCAUGAGGCACAAAUAACAGGUCUGGAAGGUAAGGAAGAAGGGUAUUACUUCAUCAAGAACCCCAAAACAGCAAUGACUUGACACAGUCCUCUGCCUCUAGAAGGGUAUCUGGCUGUGAAGGAUGAACUUAUAUCCUGGCUAGAUCUGGUCUAUUUCCACUUUCAUUUCUCUAGGUUUUGUGCUUUUCUUCCCUGCUGCCCACCCCACAAAUCAGGUCUCUUCCAGCCUGGUGCCUCCUUACGAGGAGGUCUGGCUCAGAUUUUGCCUUUAAAACCACAUUAAAGGUACAGAUUUUCUUUUUUUUUAAAUGCACCUCUAGUUUUGGAGCUAUUGUUACUUUUACUGUAGAUAUUUCUGCAGCUGCUGGGACUCCCUGGUUUUCCAUCCUGUCUACCCCCCACUCUACUGAAGAUCCCACUCUGCCUUUGCCUUCCUGAUACUCAAGUAUGCAAUGCACCCAUGGGGCCUGGGCUUUUAAUUUAUUUUAAUAGUUUGGUGCGGCUUCCCCAAUAAAUGGGUGGAAAUGCAA